Gambusia affinis (western mosquitofish) is the source of this 1988-nucleotide messenger RNA. RefSeq names its product target of Myb protein 1-like. Bases 120 to 1619 code for a protein of 499 amino acids. Gene Ontology annotation, molecular function: ubiquitin binding; phosphatidylinositol binding; clathrin binding. Gene Ontology annotation, cellular component: endosome; membrane. The record is from RefSeq and is a predicted model, not a curated record. Gene Ontology annotation, biological process: signal transduction. Lineage: Eukaryota; Metazoa; Chordata; Actinopteri; Cyprinodontiformes; Poeciliidae. The transcript is spliced from 15 exons.
UAGUGCACCUCUGUAAGCAGUGGCUGUUUCUUAAAGCAAAAGGAAACACGGCGGCCAGCGAGUCUUGAAACCUGUUUACAUUUAUUUUAACGGUGAACAACCGGCUGUAGGUUCCCAGGAUGUUUUCUCUCGGGGAGACCAUGGAGUUUCUCAUCGGAAAUCCAUUUUCAACGCCCGUCGGACAGAGAAUCGAUCGAGCAACCAGCGGCUCUCUGGAGUCGGAGGACUGGGGACUCAACAUGGAGAUAUGCGACAUCAUCAAUGAGACCGAUGAGGGGCCCAGAGAUGCCGUCAAGGCCAUUAAGAAAAGAAUUGUAGGAAACAAGAACUUCAGAGAGAUUAUGCUGGCUCUCACUGUUCUUGAGACCUGUGUAAAGAACUGUGGCCAUCGCUUCCAUGUCUUGGUGGCUUCACAGGAGUUUGUUGAAGGGGUUCUGGUCCGUUCCAUUUUGCCCAAAUACAACCCCCCCACAGCCCUGCAUGACCGUGUUCUCAGCCUCAUACAGUCAUGGGCUGAUGCCUUUCGCAGCUCUCCCUCCCUGGUGGGGGUGGUGCAUGUGUAUGAUGACCUAAGGCGGCGAGGUCUGGAGUUUCCUAUGACAGACCUGGACGCGCUCUCACCCAUUCAUACUCCAAACAGGAGUAUCCCCGAGAACGGGACACCUGAGGAGACCUCUGUCUCUGCUCCCACACGUCCGUCACCAGAGCAAGUUCCUGCCGCCGCCACCCCCAGUCAAAAUACCUCAUCUCCAGUCCAAGUCAGUAAUGGACCAGUCCCACUCACUCCAGAACAGGAGCAGAAGCUGCGGAGCGAGCUGGCCCUGGUUAAAGGAAACCUGGCAGUAAUGUCUCAAAUGUUGAACGAACUAAAGCCUGGACAGAGCACAGCAGACGAUGCAGAGCUGCUGCAGCAGCUGUUCUCGGUGUGUAAGAAGAUGCAAAGUCGUGUGGUUGAACUGAUCCCACAGCUGGUGGACGAAGGAUUUAUGGAGGAGCUUCUCAUGGUGAACGACGACCUCAACAACGCCUUCAUUCGCUUCGAGAGGUUUGAGCGACUGAGCAAGGCUCAAAGUACAAAUACGCAACAGACCUCUGCAAGUAGCCCAAAUCUCAUCGACGUCGGUCCCGAACGUCCAACCAAUCAACAGCCUGCUACGAUCACAGCAACCAGCCAACCAGCCGUCAGCACCCAGACCAAUCCCCAAUCAUCAGCCAAUCACAAAGAAGAAGAAGAAGAGGAGUUUGACAUGUUUGCCCAGACGAGAGGCAGCUCUUUGGCUGAACAGAGGAAAAGCGUCAAGUAUGAAGAUCCUGAGACGGUGGAAGGCCUUGCUGAAGCUCUGGACUCGAGGCUGCAGGUCACAGGAGGGAUGGUGCCAGAGAAAAAGGCUUUGCAGAAUGACAUUGACAAAUGGUUAUCUUCAGAUCUGCAGGAGGGUGAGUCGUCGGUUUGUGAAGGAGUCUCCAGUGAAGAGUUUGACAAGUUUCUGGACAAUCGGGCGAAGGCGGCAGACCACAGUAACCUUUCGAUUCGCAACGUGCCGCCCUCCACACCAAGACCUCAGGCGCAACCCGCAAAGCAACAGGACGCCAAGCAUGACCAGCUCUUCUCUCUUUAAAGAAAACCUCAUCAAUGGGUUCCGAUCAACAAAGUGAUACAUGAAUGUACACAAACCGCAUAAUCAAAUAAUUUUAUACAGUAAAGUCUUUAUUUCCUUAUAAAUCUGAUGUUUUCAUGUACAUACACACAACUUUAUGCAACUCUAUUUAAAGUUUACUAUAAUGUCAAUGUGAACAAAAAACCCUAGCCUGUAUAGUUAAGUAAUUGCAAAUAUUGAUGUAUAAAAUCUAUUUGAUGAUGUGCCUUCAAACCGGAGACUUGAUUUAGUGGGAUCAAAAAUAAAUGGGGCGCUGUUCCCCAAACAUGUAGAGCUUUUUAUUUGAAAGUAUUUUUCUUGUUUGAGAAAAAUAAAUAAAUACCUAACACA